AUGUUUACCUUACAAGCAAAUUAUGGGAUAAUACAUUUUGACAGAGUUUAUAAAAAAGUGAAUGAGAAUAGAAUUCUUAGAGGUUUAAUAGAAAGAUUGCGAUUUAUAAAUUAAAAUGUUUACAUUGUUUUAUUGAAAAAUGAAUAUUAAUCAAUUUAAUCUACAUAAAGGGGCUUUAUCUCCUUAAUCAAUAUCAAUUACUUAUUAACGAGCAAAACUCCUAAUAAAUAGCAUUCAAAAUAGCCAACAUAGUAACUUCUUAGAAAUUUGAAAUAAAGUUAAUGA
This is a messenger RNA of Paramecium sonneborni, 285 nucleotides long. The record is from the annotation of a GenBank genome assembly. Lineage: Eukaryota; Ciliophora; Oligohymenophorea; Peniculida; Parameciidae.